This is a messenger RNA of Heterobilharzia americana, 789 nucleotides long. Lineage: Eukaryota; Metazoa; Platyhelminthes; Trematoda; Strigeidida; Schistosomatidae. The record is from the annotation of a GenBank genome assembly.
CAGAGAACUCAGUCGACUUACGUGUUAGUCAAGGCUCAAUCCACAGGGCCCUAGGUUUGGAAUGGGACACCAUGCAUGAUGUUUUUAAGUUCCGAUUUGAACCCGUCGAAAAACCCUUCACGAAGAGAGGACUACUAUCCACCGUCUCAGCUCUUUUUGACCCACUAGGCCUCAUCGCCCCAGUUUGUCUUCCGGCCAAGCAGCUAUUGCAGAAUCUUUGCAAAUCUCAUGCUGGUUGGGAUACACCCCUUAGUUCCAAUGACCUAUCCCUAUGGAUGGAUUGGAUGAGGUUCAUGAAGAAUCUUGGGCAAAUCUCCGUACCCAGAAGUAUCAAGAAGGAGGAUAAGAGUGAGAUGAGUAAGAUUGAGUUGCACUUAUUUUGCGAUGCCUCUGAAUCUGGUUAUGGAGAAUUAAUAAAGGAACUCCGAGAAAAGGGUAGUUGUGAGAAUGAAGAAGGAGAAUUGCAAAGGUUGUCACCUAUACUUGUGGAUGGAUUGGUCUGCGUCGGUGGGAGGUUGAACUAUUCCGACUAUCCACUUACUUUUAAGCAUCCGGUUAUCCUCCCCAGACAUCACUUCGUGACUGAGCUGAUCAUAAGGCAUUAUCAUAUUAUAGAAGGACAUACUGGUACUUCGCAAGUCCUGGCCACUCUACGAAGAAACUAUUGGAUAAUUAAGGGGAUCAGUGCGGUCAAACGGGUGAUAAGAAAGUGCAUAGAGUGCCGACGAUUGAAAGCUGCACUGGGUCAGCAGAUGAUGGCCCCUUACCGGUCUGUCGCGUGCAGAAAGG